Gloeophyllum trabeum ATCC 11539 is the source of this 1389-nucleotide messenger RNA. RefSeq lists its product as uncharacterized. Lineage: Eukaryota; Fungi; Basidiomycota; Agaricomycetes; Gloeophyllales; Gloeophyllaceae. The transcript has 6 exons. Gene Ontology annotation, molecular function: protein binding. The record is from RefSeq and is a predicted model, not a curated record. The coding region runs from base 32 to 1258 and encodes 408 amino acids.
CCUACAUCCCAUCCCCAGCCAGCGCGAAGACAUGGACGAAUACUUCUGCUCGCUCUGCGGGGGCCCCUUCUACGCACCCGAGCGGACGAAAGCGGGUCCUGACGACCCCGACAAGGAAGCCCAGACGCUCGUUGAGGGCGACGACGAUUUCGAGCACCACUAUGACGGGAAGAAGGUGUCCAAGGAGGAGUUGCUAUGGUUACGCCGUCUGCGGGUUAUAGCCCGUUAUAACGAUGAACGCGAGGACGGUAGGGUCUAUCCUGAGGGUAUGAGCGGAUGCGAAGGGUAUUGGAUCUCGGGGAUUGGAUACGAGUGCUCUCUGAAUGAGGCUACUGUGCCGUAUCUAUAUGAAGCCGCGCUUCCCGAGGAUCGUAAUCAGUAUGUAUUUGACGAAGAUCAAGUCGAGGCAAACCUCACUGUUUACGGAGAAUUCGGCAAUGGCGAGCCUCGCAAGAUGUGGUCGUAUCCUUUCCACGACGCUUGCUUUCAGAUCCUGGCAGCCGCGCUUGCAUUUAAGGAGGGUCAGUUGGACGAUUCCACCAGCAUACCCUGGAACGUGCUCCACCAUGUUUUCGGGACACAUUGUGAAGCCGAUUGUGGGGUAGACUUCGCCUUGCGGUUGGACUAUGAGCACAACUGUAUCGAGCAGUAUUGGACCACCCGUCGAGGGGACGAGCAAUAUGUAUCGGAUCCGGUGAAUAUUCGGGCGCUGCGCGAACUCCUUGCCAAUCCCCGUUCACUGGUACACAACACGUCGUCACCUUCGAAACUCUCCUCCGCACACACGAAGUUAGACACCUUCGCCCGCCUCCCACCGGAGUUGCUCUUCCAGCUAGUGUCCUACCUGCCGAACUCAGCGGUCGCAUCCCUCCGCCUCGCCUCCCGGUCCAUAGCGGCCCUGCCCCUCGAGACGUCUCAGACAUUCUGGCUGUCAAGGAUCGCACAUCUGCCUUACAUCGUCGACGCGGAUCUGGAAUGGACUGAGGGUAAAGGUGGGGAUUGGCGGGAGGUGUUUAAGACUUUGAAGGCGGCUGGGAGGGGCGAGGGCGAGUUGGCGGACGCGUUAGGGUUUGUGAACCGGAGGAGGAUUUGGAAGAUUUGUAUUGGUUUGGUUGAGGAGGCGGCCGCCUUGGUUGCGGGAGGCUUUAAGGAGGCGGAUAUAGAUGAAGGGGGCGAUGAGCACCCAGAGCAGGAUGACUCUGCAGGGGAGGAUGGAUCUGAAGGACACGACGAAACAGAGGGGGGCGAUGCAUCAUAAAAUACAGAGGAUUGCCUGUUUUUUUCUUCUCGCUUUCUGGGCUGAAUUCAUGGUCAUAGAUCGGUAUCACUGGAAUGGAUAUUUACUUCUGACUAUGGUUGGAGUUCCGUAUUCGCUUUCGGGUCUCCCGU